Molecule: messenger RNA, 816 nt
Organism: Alternaria arbusti
Lineage: Eukaryota; Fungi; Ascomycota; Dothideomycetes; Pleosporales; Pleosporaceae
Exons: 1
Coding region: 1-816 (271 amino acids)
Source: RefSeq, a predicted model, not a curated record
AUGGACGCCUGGGCGCCUGCGCCAGACUGGAACGCCCUCUUACAGCUGAACCUCCUCUUCAUCCGCGGGGAAGUCGACGUCAAUCCAAACCACCUUGCUCCCCUCAACGAAGAGUCCAUGCCGCUCGUACCUGGCCUCAUCGAAUUACACAAGUACGGUAUUCUCACAUGCAAUUCCCAGCCAUUCGAGAAGUCCAGCCAAUUCAUCACCGGCGAGGGCUGGCUCCAGAAGCGACAGCGUCCCUAUCUGCACUUCAUGCUCCCGACAUUACACCCGGAUAUCGACAUUGUCAGCGUUGAUGAUCUCAUCGAGAGCCUUUUCGCUGAUAAGACUAUCCUCGUGUCUGUGUACUCAGAGUGCGACGGAUACUCCAGAACAAGCGACAGGAUGGAGUGCAAGCGACUCGUCCCACUAACCCCUGGUCUCGACCGAGAUACUUACGACUUCCGUACAAAUGCGUUCUGGAACAAAGAGGCUGUUACGACACGCCGGCGUGCAAAAACUUUCAAAGGCUUGACGAAGAAAGCCUGUGAAGAAUGCACUUUCUUCCCAUACACCUCCGUGGCCUUUUUGACGCUUAGCACUGAUCAGUGCGGUUGCGCAGAUGACGACAGCAACUUCAAGGCCGCUACAGUCAUGAGGCCCCUGGCAAUCGGUAUCAUGGCAUGGAAGUGGGGCUCGGACCUCGACCUACAAGAUCUCUUGCGACGACAUUGCGAAGAAGCGGGCCUGAAGAAUGUGCUGAAUGUUGAGUCGAGGAUUGGACGGCAGCACAUGAACUUUGACGGUCAAGGUGGUUCGGAAUGCUCAGAGUGA